This is a messenger RNA of Hevea brasiliensis (rubber tree), 514 nucleotides long. RefSeq lists its product as uncharacterized. Bases 191 to 514 code for a protein of 107 amino acids. The record is from RefSeq and is a predicted model, not a curated record. Lineage: Eukaryota; Viridiplantae; Streptophyta; Magnoliopsida; Malpighiales; Euphorbiaceae. The transcript has 3 exons.
CCCCGUGUAGCUCAAAAUGAGCAUUGAUUUUGAUGAUAACAAAACUCAAAGAGAAUCUAUCUAACCCAACUUUAAAAGUGAUGUGUAGAUUCUUUGUCUUAUUACUAAAGAAUUCUUGAAGUUGCAUCUAAGGAGAAAGGAUACUCAAAGGCAUUUCAAGACAAAUUCAAAAUAAGAAAAGGACAAGACUAUGGAAGCCAAGACUCAAAGAAAAGGAUGUCAAUCUGCUAAGCAAAUUUGGGAUAAGCUUGAAGUGACUUAUGAAGGAACUGAUGUUGUUAAAGAGUCCAGAGCAAACCUUCUGAUUCGAGAUUAUGAGUUGUUUGAUAUGAGGCCAGGAGAAUCAAUUGCAGAUAUGAGUACAAGGUUUACCGAUCUUGUAAAUCUUCUCAAAGCACUUGGUAAAAAAUUUGAGGAAGCAGAACUUGUGAAGAAAAUUCUUAGAUCACUUCCAAAAUCUUGGGAAGCAAAGACUACAGUUAUCCAAGAUACCAAGGAUUUUAAGACUUUUUGA